Photinus pyralis (common eastern firefly) is the source of this 582-nucleotide messenger RNA. Its product is annotated as Golgi-associated plant pathogenesis-related protein 1-like. NCBI's taxonomy places the organism in Eukaryota, Metazoa, Arthropoda, Insecta, Coleoptera, Lampyridae. Gene Ontology annotation, cellular component: extracellular region. Bases 1 to 582 code for a protein of 193 amino acids. The transcript is spliced from 3 exons. The record is from RefSeq and is a predicted model, not a curated record.
AUGCUUAUUAAAUUUUCAAUUUUCGUCUUGUGCUCGGUAGUUGUGCUUGAGGGGUUGGAGUCAGCAGGUAAGACAAAAUUAGCUUUAGUUUAUGAUACAUUAAUUGCAGAACUCCACCAAAGGGCGGGAGAUAUAAAUGAAUUCAGAAAAAAAGCUUUGGAACGUCACAACUACCACAGAAGACGCCAUGGUUGUCCAGAAUUGGUACUAAAUGACGCGAUUUCGGCUCACGCGCAGGAUUGGGCCUACAAAAUAUCGCUGGGAGAAGGCCUCCCGCAUCGUCCAAACAAUACUUACGGAGAAAACUUGUAUUCCGCGUGGUCGAGCUGGACGGAAUACGACAUAACCGGGGACGUUGCUGUUGACAGUUGGUACUCUGAAAUUGACAAAUACGUAUACGGCGAAGCUACACCACACAAUUUCAACGACGUUGGUCAUUUCACACAACUCAUUUGGAAAAACUCAAAGCAACUCGGAAUUGGUAAGAUAGCUAAGAAUGGAAAAGUAUGGGUCGUGGCCAAUUAUGGUCCCCCGGGAAAUUAUGAAGGAGCAUAUGUGGAAAAUGUUCCACGUCUCUUGUAG